This is a messenger RNA of Calidris pugnax (ruff), 1128 nucleotides long. It is a transcript of the gene ALAD, whose product is annotated as aminolevulinate dehydratase. The record is from RefSeq and is a predicted model, not a curated record. NCBI's taxonomy places the organism in Eukaryota, Metazoa, Chordata, Aves, Charadriiformes, Scolopacidae. Gene Ontology annotation, biological process: heme biosynthetic process. Gene Ontology annotation, molecular function: zinc ion binding; porphobilinogen synthase activity. Gene Ontology annotation, cellular component: cytosol. The transcript is spliced from 11 exons. Bases 135 to 1103 code for a protein of 322 amino acids.
CUCAUCUACCCCAUUUUUGUCACGUGAGUGCGCCCUGGCUCUCUGGGUUAGGGAUGGACCGAGCUCAGGUUGACUGGCUUAGGUGUUCCCUGAGCUUUUAGACAGGUUCCAACUUCCCAGAAGAUUCCCUGUGGAUGAAUGUGGGGAAUGGGGCUUCCAUCUCAUGCCAAGUCCUCUCAUCUCUGUCCUUGACCAUCUCCUGCAGUGACAGCCCUGAUGCAGUGGAGCAGAUCCCCAGCCUCCCUGGACAAGCCAGGUAUGGAGUCAACAAGCUGGAGGGGAUGCUGCGUCCCCUCGUCGAGGACGGUCUGAAGUGUGUGCUCAUCUUUGGGGUGCCCAGCAAGGUCCACAAGGACGAGAGAGGCUCUGCUGCUGAUGCAGAGGACACACCUGCCAUCCAGGCCAUCAAGAAGAUCCGUUCCACCUUCCCAGAGCUGCUCAUCGCCUGCGACGUCUGCUUGUGCCCUUACACCUCCCAUGGGCACUGCGGCAUCCUGCGUGACGAUGGCACCAUCCAGAACGAGCUCAGCUGCCAGCGGCUGGCAGAGGUGGCCCUGGCCUACGCCAAAGCAGGCUGCCACAUCGUUGCCCCCUCGGAUAUGAUGGACGGGCGCAUCGCGGCCAUGAAGAAGGCGCUGAUCUCCAACGACUUGGGCAACAAGGUCUCAGUGAUGAGCUACAGCGCCAAGUUUGCUUCGUGCUUCUAUGGUCCCUUCAGGGAUGCUGCACUAUCCAAACCUGCUUUUGGAGACAGGCGAUGCUACCAGCUGCCCCCGGGUGCCAGGGGCCUGGCCGUGCGUGCCGUGGACCGGGACGUGCGUGAGGGAGCGGACAUGCUGAUGGUGAAGCCGGGGAUGCCCUACCUGGACCUUGUGAGGGACGUCAAGGCCCGACACCCCACGCACCCGCUGGCCGUGUACCACGUCUCGGGGGAGUUCGCCAUGCUGUGGCACGGGGCCCAGGCCGGGGCCUUCAGCCUGCAGGCGGCCGUCAUGGAGGCGGUGACGGCCUUCAGGCGCGCAGGGGCCGACGCCAUCAUCACCUACUUCACGCCGCAGCUGCUGCGCUGGCUGAGGGAGGCAGCGGCGGCGGGGCGGGCCUGAGGGCGGGGCUUCCGGGAGGUGGGGC